AUGCGCGAUGUGAAAGGAGUGGUCCGAGCCGGGCAACACCUCCGUCAUGUCCAGCGCGAGGGGGCCGCUGUAGGUCCGCACCGCGUCCUCGGCAAGCCGCACGACGUGCAGCUCGUACGCGGCGACGGCGGUGGUGAGGGCGGGGUUAAUACUGCCGGUCGCCAAGCGAUCGCGGAAUUCGGCAAAAACGCCAACGUCGAGGGCCUCGGGCGGCUGCCCGUCGACGCCCAGGGCGUCCGCGCGGUGCCCGCGCUGCCAUUCCACCAGCCCGUACUCCUCCCCGAUCUCCACCAGGCGGAUUUGCAGGGGCGUGAUGGACUGGACGAACUGCGGCCGCGAGGAGUCGCCCCAGGCGCCGGGGAUCGGCUUGCCGUCCUCGCCCAGCACCUGCUCUCGGACCCGCACGGCGUAGCGCGUCCCGGGGGCGAGGUUGCUGAGCCGCUGCGAGGGCUGCGUCGUUUCGUAGACCCGCGCGCCGUCCACCAGCGGCUCCUCGCGCUCGUCGAAGGGCCGCUCCGUCCGCAGCGGGCGAAUCGAGACCUGAUAAUUGUGAAUCGCGGCGGCGGACGGGAAGCACACCAGCCCCGGCGCCUCCGCGUCGUAGCCCGGGCGCUGCCAGCUGAGGCUGAUGAAGUCCUCCCCGAUCGACUCCACCUGCGUCUCGAGCAGCGGAAAGGCGCUCACCGCCAGCGGCGCGCUCCAAUGGCCCCACUCCUCCUCGUUUUGCCGCCCCCGCACCGAGAUUAA
This is a messenger RNA of Phytomonas sp. Hart1, 747 nucleotides long. Lineage: Eukaryota; Euglenozoa; Kinetoplastea; Trypanosomatida; Trypanosomatidae. The record is from the annotation of a GenBank genome assembly.